This is a messenger RNA of Paramecium sonneborni, 1065 nucleotides long. Lineage: Eukaryota; Ciliophora; Oligohymenophorea; Peniculida; Parameciidae. The record is from the annotation of a GenBank genome assembly.
AUAUAAUAAUGAUAUUAUCACGAGGGUUAUUCAAGUUGCCAUUAAAACAAAUCUAAUAAUUUGGGAGGAGAAAAGAUUAUUAUGCAAUUUUGGGAAUUUAGAAGAAUGCAACAGAGGAAUAAAUUAGAGAUGCAUAUACAAAGAAAGCAUAAAAGUACAUGUUAUUGUAAAUAUAUUAGACUCUAUCCAAAUGUCACUACAUCAGUGGUAAUGAAUGAUGCUUCAGCUUAAUAAGAAUUUUAAGAUGUGGCCGAAGCCUUUGCAGUAUUAUCACAAAUACAAAGCAGAAAUGCUUAUGAUCUUUUGAAUAAAGAAUAGCCAGAUUUAUUGUAUGGUGCUGAGAUGGAAAGAUAUUAACAAUCCUUCUAAAGAAAUGAUGAUGGUACAUACAAGAGACCAGGAUAAGUGGCAUCAGAUUAUGCUAAAGAAAAAUAAGAGUAUUUGAAAAAAGAGAGAUAAGUCUUUAAUGUGGAUGAUUUUGGCAGAUACAAAGGAGGUAAAAUAUUAUUUCAUCACUAAAAGGUGUUCCUAGACCAAAUAAAGGAUAUGUUAGAGGAAAUGCUCUUAUGGAAGUUGGUUAAUAUCAUAGACCAUUGUAUCAUAAUAUGAAAUAAAAUCCAUUUGAGACUGAACAUAGAAUUACUUCUGAAGAUGCUGAAUAUUUUAGAGUCUGGUCAACUGAAGAAAGAACAUUUAAAGAAUGGGCUUAUUUACAUUAAAAUGCUGAAGUCGACUAUGAAUACUUAAAAGUAUAAUUUUUAAAUAAUAAUUUUUUUAGUUCAAUGAUUAUAGAGCAUUCUAUAGAUGGACUAGAAACUUCUUUUUAGUAUUUUUGGCAAUCCCUUACUUUUUCUAAUCCUUGUUUAGAGGUUAAUUGAGAGAAAUCAUAGAUGAAAUUAAUGAAGAAAUGGCUGAAGGAAUGCCUAUUAUAGGAAGAUAGUUUGGCAAUGUUUAAGUUGUUGUAGGUAAAACAGGCACUCUAAAAUUACAAGAUGUAGGUGGAGGACAUCAUCAUCAUUGAUUUAUGAAAUAAAACAAUAAUAUACAUAAUCAUCACAAAUCCGU